This is a messenger RNA of Nerophis ophidion (straightnose pipefish), 11295 nucleotides long. It is a transcript of the gene cilp2, whose product is annotated as cartilage intermediate layer protein 2. The transcript is spliced from 10 exons. The record is from RefSeq and is a predicted model, not a curated record. NCBI's taxonomy places the organism in Eukaryota, Metazoa, Chordata, Actinopteri, Syngnathiformes, Syngnathidae. The coding region runs from base 133 to 3876 and encodes 1247 amino acids.
ACUUCUUUGCUUAACGGCAACGACACCUCUCAACUUUUCAUCUCACACACCUGACGAGGCAGGGGGCGGGGGGGACACGUUCUCUCUGCCGGAGUCUCCACCAGAAUCAUCUCCAAGUGGCAGAGAGGCACCAUGAUGGGAUUAACAACAGCGACUUUACUGCUCUCUUGCAUGGUUUCUGCGGCUCUGUGUCAAGGUUUUGAAAGCAAGCGUUCAUCGUACAGGAACAGGAGAGCGGUACCAAAUACUUUUACGGACACGCGAGCCACAGAGGUGACAGAAUGGACGUCUUGGUUUAAUAUUGACCACCCUGGGGGAAACGGUGACUACGAGCGCCUGGAGGCCAUCCGCUUCUACUAUCGGGAGAGAAUAUGUGCAAGACCCACAGCGAUGGAGGCCCGCACCACAGACUGGGUGGCGGCGGCAGACACUGGCGAAGUCGUCCACUCCAGCCUGGAGAAGGGCUUCUGGUGCAUCAACAAGGAGCAACCCUACGGAAACAUCUGCUCCAACUACCACGUCCGCUUCCAGUGCCCCCCAGAUCAGAGUUACUGGACACAAUGGGGAGAGUGGGGUCCGUGCACCACCACAGUUUGCAAUGAUGUGGGCAUUCAAGUGCGCCAGAGGAGAUGCAUGAGCACGCAGCCUUUGCCGCUACUCUUGGUCCCCGCCUGCCAGGGACACCAUUCAGAGAGGAGGGAGUGCUCCAACCCUCCAUGUACAGCCAAGUGGAAUCCAUGGGGUGUCUGGGGGUCCUGCACUGUGACAUGCGGCGGUGGUCGCAGAGUCAGGAGGAGGACCUGCGUGAGGACCUCGACGACAAUGCAAUGCACCGGACGGCCUGUGGAAACACAAAAAUGCGGCAAGAGUCCAUGUCCAGCGAAAUGUCAACGUGUGUGCGCCGAGGGCCAUCCUGAUGAAGACUGCAGACGCUGCGUGUGCGAGGGCCACGUUCUGCACGGCCAAGUCCACAGCGUGACCGGGGCCCCUGUAGCGGAGGCCUGGGUGGCGUUCACCAGUCACCCCAAAGUCAUCCGUGCCCGAACGGACGCCAAAGGUCAAUUCCGACUGAAAGGAGUUUGCUCCUCUGACGACAUCUCCUUCACCAUCAGGAAAGACAAAUAUGCACCUGUUGUGGUGUCGUCCAGCAGCAACAGCACAGGCACGUCCUGGGUGUCCGCUGUCCUCAAAUCGGCUGAGAAACCCUACAUAGUGAAGCACCCGGAGGACAAGGUGCGACACGAGGGCGGGCGGGCGAUGUUGUGCUGCAAGGCAACAGGAUCGCCGACACCUGAAAAGUACAACUGGUACCACAAUGGGACUCUGCUGGACAGAAAGGUGUACAAGUAUCAAGAAGACCUUGUAUUGAAGGACCUGAAGCCAGAGCAGUCUGGACAGUAUUACUGCAAAACCAGCAGCCCAGCAGGCAGCAUUAAGUCCUCGCCAGCAUCCCUCACUGUCAUCGCAAAAGGAACUCCAGCCUGCAACUCUACCCCCGAGGCGCAUCUGAUCAGACUCCCACUGGACUGCGUUCAACCUGGGACUAACUCCAAGUUUUACAAUGCAGGCCGCUGCCCUCAUAACAAAUGUGCUGGCUUGCUAGACUAUGAUAUGCGCUGCAGAGAUGGAGAAGGCUUUUGCUGCAGUGCCCAAACGAUGGAAACUCGGACCAUCGACUGUGGGAGCUACAACCUCCCAAUCAAGGCUGUAUCCCAAUGUAAAUGUCAGAAGUGUGUACAGCCAACAGUGCUAGUGCGUGGCAGAGUGGUCACAGCUGAAAAUGGUGAGCCACUAAGAUUUGGCUACAUCUACAUUGGCAAAGAGAGGGUGGGCACUACUGGAUACCAGGGAGGUUUCACCUUGCAAGUUCCUCCUGACACACAGAGACUGGUGGUGAAUUUUGUGGACCCCACUGAGAAGUUUAUAGACACUCCCAAGGUCUUUAUCUUGGACAAGAAGGGUGGAUCCAUCUACCAUGACGUCAAGGUCAUGAGGAAGCAGGCUCCAAUUGACAUUAAUGCGGGAGAGACUAAUUCUAUUAACCUGGGAGAGAUAAAAGGGGAAGACCCUAUUGGACAGUUGGUUAUUCCAGCCAAUUCCUUCCACAAAGAAAAUGGAGACAUUUAUGAGGGUACUGUAAAAGCCAGUGUCACUUUCAUUGACCCAAGAAAUAUCACCACGGCUUCUGCUACACCUGGUGAUCUCAACUUUGUGGACAAUGAAGGUGAUAUGCUCCCUUUGAGGACCUACGGCAUGUUCUCUGUUGACUUCCGUGACGAGAGCAACAAGGAGGUGCUUGGCGCCGGAGCGGUUCAAGUCCUUCUUGACACACAGCACGUCAAAAUGCAAGAGCACAUCCCCAAAAUGAAACUGUGGUCUUUAAAUCCUGACACUGGAGUCUGGGAGGAAGAGGGUGACUUCUCCAGCACCACAACCCAAGGUGGGCACGGCCGGAGCAAACGAGAGGAGCGCACCUUCCUCAUAGGCAACAUGGAGAUCAGAGAGCGUAGACUGUUUAACUUGGACGUGCCUGAAAGCAGACGUUGCUAUGUCAAAGUCCGUGCCUACAUGAGUGACAAGUUUCUUCCCGUUGAACAACUGGAAGGCGUUGUGGUCAGCUUGAUAAAUCUGGAACCCAAACCUGGUUAUUCCUCCAACCCCAGGGCAUGGGGCCGCUUCGACAGUGUCAUUACUGGCCAUAAUGGGGCCUGUUUACCUGCUUUCUGUGAUGCCCAGAGGCCUGAUGCCUACACCGCUUAUGUAACAGCCAUGAUGGGUGGCGAGGAACUGGAAGCAGCCCCCUCCUCACCAAAGAUGAAUCCGAAUAUCAUUGGAGUAUCUCAGCCAUACCUGGAUAAGAUCGACUACCAGCGCUCAGACCACGAAGAUCCAGCUCUGAAGAAAACAGCUUUCAGAAUUAAUCUAGCAAAGCCCAACCAAAACAACCUUGAUGAGACCAAUGGACCCAUAUAUCCAUAUCAGAAUUUAAUAGCCUGUGAAAAUGCUCCAGUUGAUUCAAACCAUUUUAGAUUCUUUAGGGUGGAAAAAGACAAGUAUGAAUACAAUGUUGUGCCUUUUGAGGAAAAUGAUCUGACAACCUGGACAGGAGACUACCUCUCCUGGUGGCCUAACCCUCAAGAGUUCAGAGCUUGCUUCAUUAAGGUUAAAGUCCAGGGACAAAAGGAAGUGAUGGUCAGGUCUAAGAACUUAGGAGGAACGCAUCCAGAAACCAAAAACAAACUUUAUGGCAUCCGAGAUAUACGAAGCACUCGCGACAUGCGAGAGGCCAAUACAUCAGCAGCUUGCGUGGAGUUCAAAUGCAGCGGAAUGUUGUUUGAUCAAGCUGAGGUGGAUAGAUCCCUCAUAUCAAUCCUUCCACAGGGGAACUGUCGCAAGAUCGCCACCAACAACCUCCUGCAGGAGUACCUAAUCAAACACCCUCCGGUGGCGCAAAAUAACGACUCCAAUGCCUUCAGCAUGUUAGCCCCUGUGGAUCCAUUGGGGCACAAUUACGGCAUAUAUACCGUCACAGACCAAAAUCCCAGAGUUGCAAAAGAAAUCGCCAUUGGCCGGUGCUUUGACGGCACCUCCGAUGGUUUCUCCAGAGAGAUGAAGUCUGACUCUGGGGUGGCUUUGACUUUCAGCUGCCCAGAGAGGAAAAUCAACAGAGAGAGCCUCUUUCAGCGUCUGCAGACCAAUCCAGGUCAGACGCUGUCACAGAUGGCGAGGGACAUGAGAGAGAUGGAAGGCAUGCAGGUGCGGAGAUCAUCCACUCGAGUGGUGGCCUAUCCUUCUGAGCCACGGGUCAGGAUCCAGAAUCGUAGGGUUGGCAGUACAAGCAGGAGCAGGGCGACUAUUCGCACACAACCCCAAUAAGAGAGUCAGGAGAUCUUCACUCAAGGUGACUCAUGUUCAGGAACUGAAAUAUGACAUUUUUUUUAUAGAAAGGCACUUGCUUCUUAUUUACUGUGGAGAAAUCAUGUGUCGAUCCUGGCUGAAGAUAACCAAUAAUCUUAUACUUGAAUGGUUUUUAAUAUUCUGCUUUUAUUUUUUUGUUCCUCCUGAAAUACAUACAGUACAUAUUGUAGUUAUAUGAAAAGCUGGCAUAUAUUUAAGACUUUGGUGAGAUUUCAUGAAUGAAAGACGUAUUGACCGGAAACUAUUAUCGGUGGAGCCCAAACGUAAAAAAAAAAUUGGCCUUCACUGCAAGGAAAAGUUGCAAACACUGAGCCCUUUCUGUUCAAACGGAGAGAAUCUAGAAACACAUUUUCAGCUGUUUUCUUUGUUAUAGUGACAUGACACUUGGCCGUCUGUGAUUUAUCCACACACCAAAACAGACGAGCAUCUCUUGCAGCAUAAAAGACGAUAUUCAAUAUUUCAUUUUUCACCUAGAGCUCAUUAGGCUCCAAACUGACAUAUUUUUCUCCCAGAAUGUUUAUGAGCCGGGUAAUAAAAUCCACAAUACAAAAAGCUGCUGUUGAAAAAACAUGUACAUGUAACCUUGCAUCCAUGCAUCCAAAAUAAUUAUUUCAAUCAGCUCAUUGAAUACAUUUGUUUUUAAACAAAUUAAGUGUAACUUAAAUUAACAUCAAAACACAAAAUCUAACUUGUUCAUCUGAACAUUUGACAAUUUGCAGAACCUCUUCCAAGCUGAACUAAUCCCCAAAAACACAAGCCAAGGGUGACUAUGCUCCUCCGGGGGAACCCAGGACGAGUAAACAUAUUUCAGCUGUUAAUUAGAAGCAAAACCGUGCCAUCCUUUGGGAGCCAUUAGUGCAGCUUGACCGUGGUGAAACACUAACAGCCAAACUCACUCAUUUUCAAGAUAAAAACUAAUUAAAGUAACAAGCCCCUUUCGGGGAGUUCACCUCAAUUUUGCAAAUUUAACAUGUGUGAUUUGUUUUUAACAGUAAAAGUAACAACUACAUAACCCACCGUCAACUCAAAGCUACAAAAGCUACCCAAAACCAAUGUAAGGAGGACAACAAUCCUUAAACUGAAUGCCAAGGAUGUCGUCCAAUUCAGAUUUUGAUUCAAUAGCAACUCUCUCAAUCAAAGCAGUCAGAGACUUCUGAGUCAUCACCGAGCGUUUGUUUGUAUGUUUUUGCUUUGUGUUCAUGUUGCUUUACACUUAAAGAUCUUAAAUGUGUGUAAACCUAAAAGGGACAUUAAUGGAAAAUUGACUUCUGAUUUGACAUUGUGUACCAUAUUUUUCAGACUGUAAGGCGCACUUAAAAUCCUUUCAUUUUCUAAAAAAUUGAUCUGCAUAAUUUUGUCCAAAUAACCACCAUUACAUGUUAUGUUGACAACAAGGAGUUUUUUUAAUUGUAGGAAAAAAAAUCAAAAUAUGACCUUUUAUAAUCCGGUGCGCCUUUUUUAUGAAAAUAGACCCGAAUAGACCGGUUCAUCGACAGAGCGCCUUAUAAUGUGGUGCGCUUUAGGGUAUGAAAAAUAUGGUAAUUGCUUGCUUGUAUUGCUUGGUUUGGAAGGAAGGAAGAUGUUGAAAACCAAACAUUUAUCAUUUUUACUGCCUCACAUGUAAUACAGUUUACAUUAUUAGUUUACAUUACAUCUGACUACAACUGCACUAAAAGGGACAAGUAGAACAGCGUCCCAAAACUGGCUGCUUUCAACAGGGCUAUCUAGAGCAGGCCUGGGCAAUUAUUUUGACUUUGGGGUCCAAAUGUAGAGGAAAAAAAUGUGUCUGGGGGCCAGUAUAUCUAUUUUUUGGACACUAAUACAAAACCUCACUUUAUAUGUCCGAAUGCUAAAAAAAUUUUUUUUUUUUUUUUACAGAAUGAGACACCCAGAAUGUACAUGACAAUAAAGAAUGUGAGAUUUAGAAUUUUAACUCUGAACUAUAAAACACUGAAUAUUAACAACAUAUAAACGUCACACUGCCUCUCAAUUGACAUAUUUUACAAUCAAGCAAAACGCAAAACAAUGCAACAAACACAGCGAAAUAUGAACGUGAAACCCCCCCCCCCACCUACAAUCUGAUAUAUCACUAAGCUUUAGAACUUUCUUUUAAAAAUCUCCUUCCACGUCUGUCCUUACCACCCGCAUUUCAGGCUGGCCGCCCUGGAAACACUCUGUGGAAACGCUCCCCACCCACACUGCUUGGUGCCUGGUCUGAGCUGCUGUGACUUAAAUUACCAUAUUAACUAAUUACAUUACCAUAGUAACUCAUUAGAUCACCAUAAUAACUAGUAUAUCAUGCAAAAGCGCAGAUUCCAACCAUUUAAAUAGUCUGUACAGUUCAAGACUUACGGUAAUUUGAAAACAUUACAGCACAUCAUAAUGGCAGCUACAGUUUCCAUCUUAAAAACUAAAAAAAAAUUAUUUGGUAAUGUCCGGCGGACAAGAUAGAAAAGCUUAAUGGGCCGCAUGUGGCCCCCGGGCCUUAAUUUUCCCAGGUCUGAUCUAGAGGGUUCGUCAGAGUACACUAAUUCUUGGGGUAUUUUCACCAAAGCAUUGAGCAUACAUAGUAUUAAGGCACCUAUUUGUUUGUCUAUGAAAACAUUGCACAGUUAUUUAAAACAUCCACUUUAUAUAUCAAAUCAAGAUUCCCAGUGAUUUCAAGUAGUAUUCCAACAUAAAUGUAUACACAAUACAAUAAUUAUCACCUGUCUGCUGAUCUCCUUCGUGUCGAAAAACACUCUUCUGUCAUAUCAAGAAUCUUGUUGAUCCUGAAUCAACAUCUACAACGUGGUCAUCAAAUAAAGCAAAGAAUUCUAAAGUUUAUUAGCAAUGCCGCCCUUAAAAUGAAAUGAUAAAUUUGAACAAAUUAGAGAUUGAUCAGUUAUGAAAAAGAGGGCACAGUAUGUUGCAUCAUUCUAUAUGCAGUUAUCUGCGAGUCCUACAUGUCCACUGACUUACUUUCAGUGAUUGUUGCACAAUGCCAGAACAAGGACCCUAUUGAUUUUGAAUAAAAUGGCUAUGCAAUUUAGUUGCAUUUUGCUUGAUUGUAAAAUAUGUCGAUCGACGUUCAUAGCUUGUCAAUAUUCAGUGUUUUAUCGUUCGUAGUUAAUAUUGUAAAUCCCCCAUUCUUUAUUUUCAUGUACAUUCUGAGUGUCUCAUUCAGUAAAACUAAUUUAAAUUCUAUUCCGUUUAAGGCGGUCUGUCAUAACGUUUUCAGCAUUCAAUCAGACAUUAUCGUGAGGUUUUGUAUUAGUGUUCCUAAAUACACCGGCCCCCAGACACAUUUUUUUCUCUAAAUUUGGCCCCCCCAGUCAAAAUAAUUGCCCAGGCCUAGUCUCGAAGCUUCAUCAGAGUGCACUAAUUCUUGGGGUAUUUUCACCAGGCAUUGAGCAUACAUGUUAUAGUCUUUGAAAACAUUGCACAGUUCUUUAAAGCUUCCACUUUAUACAGUAUAUCAAAUCAAGAAUAUCAAUGAUUUCAAGUAGUAUAAAGGGAUAAGUUAGAUAUCAACUCGAUACUUAGCAGUUGAUACAAUACUUGUCACCUGACUGCUGAUUUCCUUUUUGUCAGAAAAUACUCCUCUCAUAUCAAGAAUCUUGUUUAUUUUGAAUUAACGUCUACAACAUGGUCAUCAAAUAAAGAAAACGAAUAUAAAGUUUCAUAGUAAUGCCGCGCUUAAAUGAAAUUAUGAAUUUGAACAGAGCACAGUAUGUUCCAUCAUUGUAUAUGCAGUUAAGAAUCAUCCAUCCAUCCAUUUUCUACCCCUUGUCCUUUUUGGGGUCGCAGGGGGUGCUGGAGCCUAUCUCAGCUGCAUUUGGGCGGAAGGCGGUGUACACCCUGGACAAGUCGCUACCUCAUCGCAGGGGCAACACAGAUAGACAGACAUUCACACUCACAUUCACACACUUGGGCAAAUUUAGUGUUGCCAAUCAACCUAUCCCCAGGUGCAGGUCUUUGGAGGAAGCCAGAGUACCCAGAGGGAACCCAAGCAGUCACGGGAAGAACAUGCAAACUCCACACAGAAAGAUCCCGAGCCUGAGAUUGAACUCAGGACUAUUAAGGACCUUCGUAUUGUGAGGCACAUGCACUAAACCCUGUUCCACCGUGCUGCCCCAGUUAAGAAUCAUUAUUAUUUUAAUCAGUAACCAUAUAGCUGAGGUGUCAAAAUCAAAAUCUACGAGUUACAUACGAGUCCUACAUGUCCACUGACUAACUUUCAGUGAUUGUUGCACAAUUCCAGACCAAGUACCCUAUUGAUUUUGAAUAAAACGGCUAUCCAACCUAUGGCGUCAUAGCGCGAACCUUGCAAAUAACAACCAUACCUUUGUGUUAUAACCCGCCUCUCGCCUCUCUGAUCAUAAGCACAAUCGGGUUUGAUGGGUGGAUGAAAACAAAGUGCAGCAGAUGUUUCAUACAACCUGCAAAAGAGACACUAAUUGAAUCCAGGUGCGUGGAAAGGUUGGAUUUACUCAUACAAUAGCGAGGUCCGUCGGGUCAUUUGGUAUUAACAUCUGCAUAGCAACUGGAGGAAACGUCAAGAGUAGAAAAAAGAUGACCUAGUGGUAGAUGAAACACUGUUUGGGGGAAAAGUGAAGUAAUUGGGGGUCUUCGCAGUGCAUCACCAGGGGCUACACAAGUGCUUGCACAUGGAAGCCGGAAGGCUUUCGGCGGAGAAUGCUUUGACAGCAGCGACGGCUUAUUCAUGAGAAUAACUUAUCAGAGGGCGUUUGAACGACAAGGUAACAAUAAUAGCCCUUCCAAGGCCUCGCAUGGGAAGCUGGGCCUGCUGCGGACUUCAAAGGCAACUUUGGAAGCAAAACAUUUGCAGCGUUUCGGCGAUGAAAUUAUGCUAGUUUAAGCGGUCCAAGCAAACAAAAACAAGAUUUAUUGUGUGUGGAAAGAACAUUUUUAUCUCAGUGGGAAAAGGCCUCCGUGGGAAUAGCGUUUUCACUUUGCAGAAAUCGUAAAAUGUCAGGCAGGAGAAUGAAUUAUGGCUUUUUGGAGAUUUACUGUUUGCUUGAUAUAGAAAUCAUAGUGUAGUAUCAUCUUGGCAUUAGUAGAUCGUUGGACGCAAGCACCGCAACGUUUUUGUACGAGACAGCAUUUCUCUCUAUCUUAUUGUCCUCUAAAGCCCUUUUCAACCAGAGAUCCUGCAUAAUUGGUGCCUUAAUAGAAGCUCGCCAUUAAGACUUCUAGAGCAAAAAUUGCUCCUAAUGACACAUGUUAAAACUUCGCUUCACUCAUGUCCCGGUACUGUGGAAUACCUUACACACAGGUGGUGUAACCCAGGAAUGGGCAAUUAUUUUGACUCCGGGGGCCAAAUUUAGAGAAAAAAAUGUGUCUUGGGGUCGGUAUAUCUGAUUUUUCGGAACACUAAUACAAAACCUCUCAAUAAUGCUACAAACCUUACGACAGACCCGCCUUCAAAAACGGAAUAGAAUUGUAUUUUUUUUUACUGAAUGAGACACCCAAAAUGUACAUGAAAAUAAAGAAUGUAGGAUUUACAAUAGUUACUAUGAACGGUAAAACACUGAAAAUUGACAACAUAUGAACGUCACCUCCCCUCCAUCUGGAUAUUUUACAAUCAAGCGAAAUGUGACAAACAGCGAAAUAUGAACGUGAAGGGUAAAAAAAAAACUCACCUACAAUCGGAUAUAUCUGAUACAUCACCAAGCUUUAGAACUUUGUUGUAAAAAUCUCUUUCUGCGUCUGUCCCCAACACCCGCAUUUCAGGCUGACACUCUGUGGAAACGCUCCCCACCCACACUUCUUGGUGCCUCGUUUGAGCUGCUGCGACUUAGAUUACCAUUGGAAAUAGUAUAUCACGCAAAAGCGCAGAUUCCAACUAUUAAGAUACUUUGUAUAUAGUUCAAGACUUAGGGUCAUUUGAAAACAUCCCUGCACAUCAUAAUGGCGGCUACAGUUUCCAUCUUAUAAGAUCUAAAAAAUAUAUUUGGGAAUGUCCGGCGGGCCAGAUUGAAAUGCUUAAUUUGCCCAGGUCUGGUGCAAUCGCUCUCCAAAUGAUGGAAAUUAAGUGUCGGUGCACUUUUCACAGCGCAAGCGACAGAGAAAAAAGCCAAAAAUGGUUCAAGGUAAUACAUAUACUAACUUCCUAAUGUUUAUAAAUAGUAAACAAAUUAAAAAUUACGAUUUGUAUUUUUAUCAGAAGUUGCAUAAGGAGAUUAGCAAUAUUUUUUAAGCAUUGACAUGGUUAAUUAUAAAUACCACAACACAGAUUUGCACAAUGUCUCAUUAACAUUAAUUUAUGGUCAUUCAAUGUCAAGGCAAGAACCACAUUUAAUUUAUAUGAUUCUGAUGAUAUACUUUUGGAUUUCCAAAUGGUCUUCCAUGCAUGCUUGAAGUGGGUGGAGUCGUUUUGUAUACAAUGCAAAAUGUUUAUUAUUUGAAAACAUUUAUUCUUCAAGCCACCUUAAAUGAAGAUGAAAAACAGUUUUCAUAUUGUGGCAUUAGUUUUUCUUGAUUGCUUUGACCUGCGUACACAAACUGGCAUCUACUUGGUUUUCAUCAUCGCUAUCGCUUCCCCUUGUCACCCUUGGAUUGACACAUUUCCCCUCUGUUUUUGCAAAACAGUUAACAUCGAUAUCAUCCAAGCAGUAAAAACUUAAUUGCUUUAGGUAUAGUAACUAGCUGGUGUAAGCCUGCACACCGUCUCCAGAUCACUAAAGAACCUGUUUAAAACUACUCCACACAAAACGGCAGUUAGCAACCAGUCUGCAGACCCUUGCCACCAUCGUCAAAACAAAGAAUCAAUUUCUUAUACUCUAAUCAUGUUUUAUACUUUACUGUAAUAUAUUUUAUUUUCUUCUUUUCUUAAACUCAGAUAUCUUUUAUUUUGGUUUACAUAUAUUUUCUGUAAUAUUUACAGUAUUUCAGUUUUUAGUGUAAUCGAUACAAUUCUGAUUCUGCACCCCUUUUUUUUUUUGCAAGAGGUCAAAUUUGACAGUGUAAGUAAAAAGACAACAAAUAAAUGGCAUUGGCAAAAAAAUACAUAAAAGCAAUUUUUGCUGUGCAUUUUGUGUAUUGAUUGAUUGAGUGGAAGAUCUCAUGCACAUGUUUGCAAGUUGUUUUGUUGAAAGGGAAUUCAUUUGUAUUGCUCAUUUUAAAUGUCUUGGCACAGUGGCAAACAAAAAGUGUCAUCUUGACCACAUGUAUGUAUGUCACCUGUUUUGAAAAUCUGGAGUUUGCGUUGACUGCUGCUUCAAAGCAAUCAAUAAAAACGGUAACCCUUGCAUGAUGACACCAGUCUCCUUGUUGUCGCUUUUUUUGUUUGGAAUUAUGUCUUCAUGUGUAAAUGGUGUAUUGUACAAACUUUGUACGAUUAAAAGACUGUAAAUAAAGGGUUUUUGAUGGCGA